Ostrea edulis (European flat oyster) is the source of this 5517-nucleotide messenger RNA. Its product is annotated as cadherin-23-like. Gene Ontology annotation, biological process: homophilic cell-cell adhesion. The coding region runs from base 63 to 5183 and encodes 1706 amino acids. Gene Ontology annotation, cellular component: plasma membrane. The record is from RefSeq and is a predicted model, not a curated record. Lineage: Eukaryota; Metazoa; Mollusca; Bivalvia; Ostreida; Ostreidae. The transcript has 21 exons. Gene Ontology annotation, molecular function: calcium ion binding.
GUUUAAGACAAGAUUCAUGUCCGGAUUCCCGGUUCUACAUUUUUCGAUUUAAUCGAUUCAAAAUGCAGCAACUGCCUGUGUUAGUAAUACUAUUGGUAUAUUUUGUAGAUAUUGGUCAAGCUGCACAAGCACAAUGUACAAGACCCGCAAACACAUUUAAAGAUUUUUACAAUGAAUCUCAGGCUAUCGGAACCACAGUGUGGACAUAUCAGGGCUUCGACAGUGAUGGUGAUACCAUUAUUUUCUACUCCAUUGGAAGUAUUGCACCUUUUAGGUUGUCUACUGGUGGAACCCUUAGAUUGAAUGCUGCCUUGGAUUUUGAAUCUGCUGAUGAAUACAUCCUUGACAAUAUUUAUGCGAGAGAUGGUACCACUUCAAAAUCCAAUGGAGACCGGUGUAAGACGAUAACUGUCAUCGUAACGCCCGUGAAUGAAUUUGUACCGGAGUUUGACCCCCACAAUCAGACUGUCAGUAUUCCAGAAGGGUCCCCACAAGAUACGUUUGUAGCUGGACUCAUCUGCACUGACCAGGACAAAGAACCAAGUGGAUGGUCUGAAGGUUGUUCUACAGUAACCAUCCUGUCUGGGGACGAUUCCAAUCCAAAGUUUAAAUUCAAUUCAGCAUUAAAUCAAAUUCAGACAACUACCAACGUCAUCGAUUACGACACUGGUGACGUCACCUACACACUUAUUGUGAUUGGUAAUGACAGCUCGACACAUGAUCCCCGUAAAACUGGAACGACGACGAUCACGGUCAAUAUUCUCCCUGUGAACGAAUUUACUCCCCAGAUAAUGGACCAACCACUAACAUUAACAAUCCGAGAAGAUACUCCUGUAGGUACAGAGGUUCUAGCUGUGAACACCACAGACGAUGACGGGGGUCACCAUGGUGAAGUGACGUAUGCCAUUAUAGCUGGAAACACAGACAACACAUUUCUAAUAAGUCGGGCAACAGGAAAGAUUUACCUGAGAAGUCCAGUCGAUUUCGAGUCUGCCAAAGCAAUAACUUUCUUAUUUACAAUAGAAGCGACAGAUGGCGGAGGUCUCUCCACAACUGCUGUUGUUGACGUCACAAUCACUGACGUCAACGACAAUAUACCUAUAUGUUCCUCUCGGGAGUACAACGUCAGUGUCAGCGAAGAUGUGGCGAUCGGGACUACGAUUCUUUCGAUGAACUGCACUGAUAGAGAUGCCGGAACUGCUCUAACCUAUUUGAUCUUAGAUGGUGGCGAUGGCUUAUUCAAUAUUUCAACUUCGGGUGACAUCCAGACGUCAGCAGCGCUCGAUUAUGAUAGUGGUACAUUUAUCUACUAUAUGUCCAUACAAAUAGCAGAUGGUAUUCACAAUACAAAGGUAUGGGUCUUGGUCCAACUUCGUCCUGUAAAUGAAUUUGACCCAACGUUCACCAAUCCAACGACCAAUGUGAACGAAAUAAGACCAAUUGGAUAUGAGAUUAUGACGUAUACGGCUCAUGACGGUGACGCGCCACCACAUAGUGUGACGUCAUAUAAGAUACUGAAUGUGCACAAGGGACACAUCACAACGUUUUACAUGGAUAAAACAUCCGGAAAGAUAUACUUAGCGCAGAUAUUAGAUUUUGAAAGCAUUCCACAAUACAAAAUCAUUGUCCUGGCAACAGACGGCGGGGGACGAACGGGUACGGGAACGAUUACAAUCAAUGUAGAAAACACCAACGACCACGCUCCUACCUGUGUGACAUCAGUAAAAAGUUUCACUCUAUCGGAAAGUGCUGCUUUGGGUUAUGUGCUGAUGGCAGAUUUAGGAUGUUCAGAUCUCGAUAAUGAUCCUUUGACUUAUGCAUUAAUUCAAGUUCCGACCGACAAUACAUUUGAAGUAGAUAAUGUUUCCAACCAACUCCGAGUGAAAGGUGCCCUUGAUUACGAAAGAUCUUCAUUUUACAGCAUUACAAUUAUUGUAUCAGAUGGAUCGUCGUCUACACGCUUGAAAAUUGUUGUCAACAUCCUAAACGAAAAUGAAGAUGCUCCUCAAUUCUUACAAUCAGUUAUCAGCACCGUCGUCAGUGAGACUGACACCAAUGGGAAGUCCGUAGUCACUGUGUCUGCUAUAGACGCAGAUAACGAUCCUGUCACGUACUCUUUUGUUGGCGUAUAUCCGAACUUUAGGAUCGACUCCAAAACUGGAAAGAUAUUACUUAGAACUUCCAUAGACAGAGAAACGGAUCCCACUAUUGAUCUCUAUGUUAUAGCCUCUGAUGGACAGAGAAGUUCCACGGCUACGGUGUCUGUAACGGUUGAGGAUGUUAAUGAGAAGCCGAUAUUUGCAAAUUCUAGUUAUAGGUUUACAGUGGCGGAGAAUACAAUAACCGGAACUGAUAUUGGAACUGUUCAAGCCAUUGAUGUCGAUGUAGGACCAGCCAAUGGACAGGUCCGUUACAGAAUUCUCUCAGGGAAUGAUAAAUCGUACUUUCAAAUUGACAACAUUACUGGACGUAUCACGGUUGCAACUCCAAUAGAUUACGAGGACUUGGAAACAGCAUUGUUGGUCGUUGAAGCGUCAGACUUGGGAUCUCCAACAUUAUCGGGGGUGUGCACAGUCUCCAUUCAAAUUCUAGAUAGAAAUGAUAACGCGCCGCAAUUUUUAAGUCCUACUCUACAGGAGCAAGUUCCCGAGGAUGCACCUCUGGGACAAUCAAUUAGUCAGGUGUUUGCCUCUGACAAAGAUUCGUCCACUGAUGAGAACAACAAGGUGAAUUAUCAGAGUUCUUCAGCAGUGCCUUUCCAGGUGGAUUCAGAAAGUGGUAUUGUCACAGUUACCGGCAGUCUGGACCGAGAAACCAUUCCAUGGUAUCAGAUGGUAAUCACUGCCACGGACAGAGGUACACCUCGUUUGACCGGAAGCCUGACACUAGAAAUUAGUCUCACUGACGUCAACGACAAUGACCCAGUUGUAACAGGGGUCUACAAAACUACAGUACCGGAGAACGCUCCUGAACACUUUGUGAUUUUCGACAUCAAUGCUGACGAUGCUGAUGGAGAGGCAUUUGGGAAACUUAGAUACGAGAUUAUAUCUGGGGAUUCUAAUUCGGUAUUCAAAAUAGAACCAAAUACGGGCGUUAUACAAGCUGCUUCACCGCUCGAUAGGGAGUCUAUAAGUCAAUAUGAAUUAGUGAUAAAAGUAACAGAUAAUGGAAUUCCUCCUCGGUCGACUUUUGGUGCUGCAACAAUCUAUGUAGGGGAUGUCAAUGACGUUGUUCCUGUAUCGUUAAAUUCAUCGUAUGAAUUUUCUGUCCUCGAAAACGUUACAAUAAAUUCAUAUGUUGGAAAGAUUGUUGCUUCAGAUGGAGACUUUGGAACCAAUUCCCAACUCAAGUAUAAGAUAGCCACGUAUUGGUUGGGAUCAUCUGGGAAAUUCGGAAUUAAUGAAAUGACAGGGGACAUUUUUACCACGGGGAUGUUGGAUCGUGAAGUGGAAGAUGUGUACUCGAUAUUGUUUAGAGUUGAAGAUGGAGGAACAACCGCUCUAUUAUCUGAUACUAUCGUAAAUAUCAACGUUAAGGACAUAAAUGACAAACACCCAAUGUUUAGGCGACCAAGAUAUUCGACAGCUAUUUUUGAAAACCUUGCUGCCGGAAAUAAAGUUCACACAACAGGAGCGACAGAUGAAGAUUUGGGAGUCAAUGCUGUAAUUAAGUACGAGCUGGACAUUUCCACACAAAAUGGCUUACUUACCAACUAUUAUUUUAGUGUACACGAGACAACAGGUGAUAUUUACCUGAAAAGAAAAGUAGACCGAGAAGCAUAUGAGAUGUUCACAUUGACUGUGGUCGCAAGAGACACUGGUUUUCCACCACUAUCCAGCAGUGUCAGCGUUAACAUACAGAUAGAAGAUAUAAAUGACAAUAGACCAAAAUUUUCCCCAUUGUUCUACAAUACAGAAGCCUCGACGAUCAAUCUCUGUGACGCUACCAUUACCGACGUCACAGCUACAGAUGCAGACGUGGGAAGACACGCAGCAGUUAACUAUGAAAUGGAUGCGAAUGAUGUAUCUUUACCCUUCACGGUUUCACAACUCGGAGUUGUUAAAGCACGUUCGGAAGUGCUCUUAACCAAGUACGUCAUCAAUGUGAUAUCACGUGACAAUGGAGAUCCAGUUCUAACCUCAUCGGAUCACGCUACGGUUCGGAUAGACAGGUUUCGACCGGAAGAUGUUGUCGUCACAUUUUACCUAGAUAUGAUUUUACCCACAUUCUAUCAAAAAGAAGCUAACCUUCUCCGUCAAGUAGAGGAGGCUCUGUCUGUCGACUUUCCAACUGUGUAUGUAAGAAGAUGGUGUAUAGAAGACAAAAUCACAUCCAUAUUAGUUCACUUUUAUGCUGUGAAGAAUGGUGUUACAAAUGAUAUCAGCAACUUGAAUGUGAAAAAAGUUUUCCUAACAAAUGGUGAAUUUCUUGACGCACUUCAACUGAAUCUGAACAAACAACCAACAGUGGAAGUCAACGGGAAAACCUGGAAUGAAUAUGCUGUUGAGAAAGUAGUUCCUUAUGGAGAUAAAAUUGUUCACCCAGAGCCAUUGGUGUCCCAUCUGGAAGAGGAUAAUCAAUAUAUUGUUCCUUUAGCCGUGUCAUUUGCUCUCUUGAUGGCCGUUUUUAUUAUUGCAGCCAUCUUCGUUUACUUUGUCUGGAGAAGACGAUGGUGCAGAAAGAAGCCAAAGAAAGAUAAUGCAAAGAAGCCACGGGUUCAGUUGACAGAGACCAAACAGGAGGGACACAACAUUCCACUCUUUGAAAAAAGAGGUCAAUCCCAGGUGUCAACAAAACCUACCUCUGGAUGGGAUGAAUCAAAUUCUGCAGUUUCUGUAGUAUCUCCAGUUCCGCAAAAAUUCAACGAGGAGGCAAUCCGAGAACCGGAUAUUGAUUUAGAGAAUUCAGACAAUGUAAACACAAGACAGCUACCAGGGCCGUACAUCAACGUUCCUUUUACGGAGCGACCUGCUUUUGACACGACAUCCAAGGAUGGAAGCUUGAAGAGUGAUUUGGAGAAUGGAAUGGAAGUUCCCGAACAUCAAGUAAAGAUUCCAGUUCGACGCGGAAUAGAAAUCGUUACAGGAUGGGUAUAUGAAGAAGAUCCCCAAACUAAAGUCAGAAAAUGGAUUCACACACCAAUUGGGGAGAAGUCCGCAUCUUUCCUCCCCAUCAACAACUAACAAAAUGUAAUGUCUUUCACUUUGUGUGAAGAUUAUUUCGUGGAAACCAAACAUUUAUAAAACUCUUAGUGUUGCCUUGCAGAUAUUUGAAAUCGAUUAGCGUGAAUUUAAAAUUUUAACUAAUCUCUUUUGUUUUGACAGGAAGAUUGGAUUUUUAUUAAAAGUUAGUACAGUGUACAUUGUAUACGCAAAACUUUAGGAAUAAAGCUCAACCUUAAAGGUCUUGGAUAUGAUUAUUUAAUCACUUUGAUAACUUCAUCACUGUUUUAAAGCAAUUGUAUUCCCCGUAUCCCAAUCUGGUGUUUUUGGAUUCAAUAAAUGUAUGAAAGGGCUA